Pieris rapae (cabbage white) is the source of this 2337-nucleotide messenger RNA. RefSeq lists its product as uncharacterized. Bases 57 to 755 code for a protein of 232 amino acids. NCBI's taxonomy places the organism in Eukaryota, Metazoa, Arthropoda, Insecta, Lepidoptera, Pieridae. The transcript has 6 exons. The record is from RefSeq and is a predicted model, not a curated record.
AUGAGCUCUUGACAACACGUGCGCUAACUCUCAGUACAGUUUUACGUUCGCGGAAAAUGGUCGUGUUUAUUGUGAUUUUCGCGCUUUUCGCGAUCCCGAUAGAAACUCUCGCGCAGACACAUGCAUCGAUAUACGUCGACGUGGCUCCCGAAGUGGAGAACCUGGAAGUUGAGAAGCGGUAUACACCUGAACUUCUUGAUGAGCUGCAGUCUGCAAAGGCCGAUGCGCUCCUCCUCUACACAGAGUACACGGCUCAGGCUAGCACAGAUAUGAAAACCUUUAUUAGAAAUAUAUCCCGAUUGACAGAAGAAACUGUGAGAGGCAUGAAUAAGACUUUACUGGAUAGCGCUCCUUCCACAUGCAGAACAGAAUUCGAAAAGCAACUAAAGAAGAUAGAAUAUGACGCUGACCGCGCUGCGAUGUUUAGCGCCGAAAAUCAUCACAAAUUUUUCUUGGGCCAUAUGAUCGUCUUUCGCAUGCAUUUGAAUAAGAGUGAAGAAUACAUACGAAAAUGCGAAACGAUUAUAAAAACCUGUGGCACUCCUUGUGAAACAACUCCUCGUAUGCUUCGAUGGAGGCGGCUUGCGUUAGCUGAGAUCAACAGGGUACGAGAUGACAUACAACAUUCACGACAAUCUUACAAGGAUCUCCUGCUCCAUGUACACCGGAAGCUAAACCACUUCCGGCGACGCGCCACCUCGCGGUCGAAAGAGGCCAUCGUAAGCUUAGAAGCUUGUACUAGGCACAGAUUAUGAAUUUAGACGUUCAGUUAAUACAUAUUUUGACAUGCUGAAUUUUAUAUAGUACAAUUAUUUUAAUGUUAUGAAUUAAUGUUUGUAGCAAAUUAACAACACAAAAGGUAACCUAAAUUAGGAAUUAUGUAAUACGUAAGAAAACUUACGAACAUUAAAUCCGCAAAACUAAUCACAGAUUUAUUUACGAGGCAAUAGUGGUCGCUUACGAAAUCACAACCUAUGAAUUGAUCGUUUACUUAAUACCGUUAGUUAAUACUUCUAUAUUCAAACAAAGACUCAUUUAGAAGCACGCUGGAGUUUGACCCCUUCGUAGUCGACCCUGAAAGAGCCCUGAAUAAUCUUCAGCUGCCGCACUGCACGAUGUAAUUCGUAGUUUCUUAAAAAAACAGUAAAGGACGGGAAUUCCUUUCAUCCAUCAAUAAAUUUUUAAUUGUGUAUAAAAAUAUUUAUAAAGAGAAAAGUUUACUAAAUUGUAUAACAUCCUUCCAUCCUGCCUUGUCCAGGCAGUAUGAUAUGAUUCCUCCAAUUGUUGAUUAAUAUAUAUAAUUGUUCAUUAAAGUUCCUAAUUGGUAAGAAAAAUUAUAAUGUAAAUGAUAUGAAUUAUCGAAUUUGAACGACGUUGAUAAACGAACGAGUAAUGUUAUUCUAGUAUUAAGUUUUUAAAAUAUUUAUGAGAGAAGAAUUUUUCUAUAUGAGGCUUGUUAAAACCAGUACUCCAUAAUGUUGUUACAUAAAUUCAUAUUAAGGGACAAAAUAUACAGGUGAAUGUAAUGAAGCUGUUGAAAAUUAUAAAUGUGCCAUACUCGUUACGAUGUAGAUAAUUAUUUAAGUUCUUGGUUUUAAUUCAUGUCUAUGAAUUGUGAAAUUUAUGUAUGUUAGUUUUCCGCUUUCUUGUUAUGCAAAACUUUCAUCCUAACAUUGCAACAGUUAUUUCUUGUUUAACGGUAUCGUUAAUUAAAGCUUUUAGCCUAGCAUAAUGAAAGUUGUAUUACAAUCCAGAUUUAUUUUAAUCGAGUCACAGCCAUUUGUCUAAGCUUUUGUAUUCUAUUAGAUGAUUUUGAUCUCGAUAUAUAGACGUUUUAACAUAUACUACCACACUUUGAUCCUAUUUCAUUGAUUGUUAUGUCAUAUUGUUUCUGAGUAAUAUAAACAUAAUUUAUCGACUCUUCUAUAUUAGAUAAAAAUACAUGUCUUUACUUUGAACUUCGCAAAACGGUCACCUAACUAAGAAGGGUUUCAACAAGUUAAUUAAUUAAUAGCACAGAUGUAGGGUGAUUUUCGAUGUUUUUAAAAAUGAUUAUGAAAGCAUUAGAAAUGCUUAUCGAAUACCAAAUCUGACGUUUCAUACUUUACCCCGCUACAAUUGUGCUGCCAUCUGAGUUGUAACACGUCCAACAGGACGAAAUAGUUAUGUAAAAUUGUACUUAGUCUCACUGUGAUAGUCGUAAUUUAAAUUGAAGUAAUCUAUUGUAAUAACAAAGUGUUAUGUCGAGAGUACAAGUAUUUUAGAUGAUAAUUUUUUUUGUUGUUAAUAUUAUUAAUAAGUAGAUUAUUUUUAUAGUAAAGUCUUAACAAAUGAUUA